AUCCAAAACAACACACACAACACACACUAUGUCACGCUCUGAACACCAAACCAAAAACUAAAACCCAAAGAGCAAAAGAAUAUUUUGUUCUUUUCUUUUUUACCAUUUCUGAAAAUUUUGCUUGUAUAUUCGGUUUACAUAUAUGGUUUCGGUUUAUCCAACUCCACCUGCGGCUCACCAGCAAGAUUUUUACUAUUUCCCGGGCAUGGGGGAUCCGAUGAAAGUGGGUCUUCCUGGUCUGCAUUCCCUGCAACCGCCGACAAAUGUUACUGGUACAACCGGCACCGGUAACGUGAUUGAUUCUGGCACCGGUGUGGUUUCGGAGGAUCCAAAUAAGAAGGUCCGGAAGCCGUAUACCAUCACCAAGUCUAGAGAGAGCUGGACUGACCAAGAGCAUGACAAGUUUCUAGAAGCUCUUCAACUAUUUGACCGGGACUGGAAAAAGAUUGAAGCUUUUGUUGGGUCAAAAACAGUUAUCCAGAUACGUAGCCAUGCACAAAAAUACUUUUUAAAGGUGCAAAAAAGUGGGACAAGCGAACAUGUGCCUCCUCCUCGGCCAAAGAGGAAAGCAUCACAUCCAUACCCGCAAAAAGCCCCAAAAACUGCUGGACCCCAGGUUACUGGGCAAUUGCAUUCCUCCUCUGCGUUGGUUGAACCGAAGUACGUUAUGAGGCCUGAUUCCUUGUCAGUUCCUGGCAAUUCAGUAAGCAACCCUGUUGUGUCUCCUUGGACAUACAAUACGGUACCAACAGCAAAUACGUUAUACCUGACGAAAGAUAAAGAUAUGGGCUUAGCUGGUGCUACAAUCACACACAAUUAUAGCAGCAGCAGCAAUGAAAGCACUCCAAGGAUUUGGCCUAUCAAUGAGACAAGUGAUCAAGUAAAGGAGAAAGAUAACAAGCCAGCCAGAGUAAUGCCGGAUUUUGCUCAAGUGUAUAGCUUCAUUGGUAGCAUCUUUGAUCCCAAUGCAAGUGAUCAUUUGCUGAGACUAAGGAAGAUGGACCCAAUUAAUAUGGAGACGGUGCUGAUGCUGAUGAAGAACCUUUCUGUCAAUUUAGUGAGCCCUGAAUUUGAGGAUCAUAGGAGAUUAAUUGCCUCAUCUGGGCGGGGUACAGAAGAAUAUAAACAGAAAGCGCCCAACAAAAUGAUCCCAGCUUAGAAGCUAGAGCACAUGGUUUGAUCUUUGUGAUAGGUUUGAAGGUGGGAAGUGCUAAUGUGUCCUUUAGUUCUUUUUUCCGUUCACUAGCUUGGAAGUCUCUGCUGAUUUAGUUAUUUACAAUGGAUUAUCAGCUAGGUUAUGUGGUUGAAGCUGUGGGCUAUGAUUGCAACAGUUCAUAUUAUAUGCCCUUGUGUGAUAUUCUAUGUUUGUUGCAUGGACUUUCAAAUGUCCGUGUCUGUCCAAUGUACGCACGUUAGGUCACAUGUUUUUGGUGGCAUUCGGAGAUGGAGUUCCUGUAACAAGCCAGCUUAUAUAGGUUUCUUUCCAGCCACGCCGUUCUGGAUGGCUGAUGCUGGCUUUGGUUUCUCGCUCUGUGUUUACUUUUGGUGGGCAUGGGCUGUCGCCUGUUGGCUGGGGUGGAAGGCGGAUGACAGUUUUGAUUCUCUUGCUUUUAAGAAGUUUUGCUGCUACCAAAUGUUAGAUGGAAUCACUAUGUAUAGCAAUUAUGUAUAUAUGUACACAUGUUUAAAUUUCUGUUAGUCAUCUCAUGAUUAUUUCUUAUUC
Messenger RNA from Coffea eugenioides, 1723 nucleotides. RefSeq names its product protein REVEILLE 3. NCBI's taxonomy places the organism in Eukaryota, Viridiplantae, Streptophyta, Magnoliopsida, Gentianales, Rubiaceae. The record is from RefSeq and is a predicted model, not a curated record. Bases 143 to 1159 code for a protein of 338 amino acids. Gene Ontology annotation, molecular function: DNA binding. The transcript has 8 exons.